This is a messenger RNA of Salvelinus fontinalis (brook trout), 9052 nucleotides long. RefSeq names its product gamma-aminobutyric acid receptor subunit beta-4-like. The transcript is spliced from 10 exons. NCBI's taxonomy places the organism in Eukaryota, Metazoa, Chordata, Actinopteri, Salmoniformes, Salmonidae. Bases 1173 to 2711 code for a protein of 512 amino acids. Gene Ontology annotation, biological process: nervous system process; monoatomic ion transmembrane transport; regulation of membrane potential. The record is from RefSeq and is a predicted model, not a curated record. Gene Ontology annotation, molecular function: neurotransmitter receptor activity; GABA-A receptor activity; extracellular ligand-gated monoatomic ion channel activity. Gene Ontology annotation, cellular component: synapse; membrane; GABA-A receptor complex.
GCUAUGUGGUAAAGUGGUAAUGCAUGAAACGCACCGGAACGUACUAGCAACAUUCUAAUGGGUUGCAGGGAGAAUAGACUCAUAUGGCCAUCAUUUCAUUUCAUUCCUUGGCGAUUCAGUGCAUGGAUAGGCUGCCGUUGAAAUUUCUCCUUAGAUUUCAGAUGUUUUAAAUUUCAAUUAAGAUUAGAAUUUUAUACAAUACAUUUGGCUGAACUUAUUUCCCAUGAAAUCUUGUACAAGGGAAUUUCAACACUUGUUUUCACCACAAAUGCUCUUGCGGGUGUUCCUCAAUCGUUGUCAUUAUUUGCUCAGUGCGUCGAGAAGAAGAUGAACGAAACAUGUAAGGUAUUCAAUCAAGAGAUAAGGUUGGACAACGGCGACGACUGGGCUUUUCACUUGGUUAUCCUUUUUGACAUUAAAUACAAUGUUGUGAUACAUACACUGGCCGAUAUACAUGAAGGAUCAUCCAUAUUUCGCUGUGCCUAAUUUUUCACUAGAAGGGUGAUAUAGCCUGCUCUGACGUCUGCAUCAGAUAUUGUCCAUUGCAUUUUUUUAUGGACAUUUUUUCCUCACUGACUUUGAGUUGAGAGAAGCAAAUUUACAUCAUCAUCAGCAACAAAAGGGGAAUGAAUAUUUCUUUUUUCUUUUUUUUACCCACGCCUCCCCUUUCACCCCCAAACAUUUACAGCUAAAACAAAUUCUUAAACACAUCAUAGCCUACAUUGUGGAACAAUCUCUAGCGCCGGAGCAUCGCUGGAACCAUGCCUCUUCUGCAGGUUUGGACUGGGAAAUUGCAACUGCCAAUUUAAUCAACAAGACGCUGCUGUUCCUUAUCAGACGUCUCUCAUUUUUGCUGGACUUUUUCGUUUUUAAAGAAAAAGGCUUGUUAUCACUUUUUGAAAGUCUUGUGUAGGCUGUAAUGAGCAAGAUGUCGGAUCUUCUGGUGUUGGUUGAGGGGGUCUGUGACCUGCACGGAUUUCCAUAGCUUGGGAAAACAGCUUGGACCAAUUACGAGGUUUAACACGCAUUUUGUAUAAAGCCAUUACAUGACUAAAUGUAUCAUAUAUUUUUUUCCAGCAAUUUAUUUUAAUUGCUUUUUUUUACUUUCUUUUCACAAUUUUCUUUGGAGCACAAGCGGUUGGAUUAUUGAAACUAUAUAAGGAUUUGUGGAAAUGUUGGGUCCUCAAGAAGAUAAAUUAUGUGGAAUGUUCUCUGCUUUGGCGGCUCUGUCCUUCGUUUGCUUUGCUCAAAGCACCUCCACUGGACAAACCGGAAUAUCUGUGGCCAAGGCCACCGUGGACAAGUUGCUGAAGGGGUAUGACAUCCGUCUGAGGCCUGAUUUUGGAGGUGCCCCAGUCAUCGUAGGAAUGAGCAUCAACAUCGCUAGCAUUGACUCCAUCUCAGAAGUGAACAUGGAUUACACCAUCACAAUGUAUUUCCAGCAAAGUUGGCGAGACAAGCGGUUGGCAUACGCUGAGCUGCCCCUCAACCUGACUCUGGAUAACCGUGUAGCAGACCAGCUGUGGCUCCCAGACACCUACUUCCUCAAUGACAAGAAGUCCUUCCUGCAUGGCGUGACAGUGAAGAACCGUAUGAUUCGACUGCAUCCUGAUGGCACCGUGUUAUAUGGGCUCAGAAUAACCACCACAGCAGCUUGCAUGAUGGACUUGAGGAGGUACCCCCUCGACGAACAGAACUGCACCUUGGAAAUUGAAAGCUAUGGGUACACCACAGACGACAUAGUGUUCUACUGGCACGGAGGGGACAAUGCGGUGACGGGGGUGGACAAACUGGAGCUUCCCCAGUUCUCCAUCGUGGCGCUUCGGCUGGUGUCCAGGGAGGUCAGGUUUACCACAGGUUCCUAUCCCAGGCUAUCACUGAGUUUCAGGAUUAAGAGGAACAUUGGCUACUUCAUCCUGCAGACAUACAUGCCCUCCAUCCUGAUCACCAUCCUCUCCUGGGUCUCCUUCUGGAUCAAUUACGAUGCCUCUGCAGCUCGGGUGGCCCUUGGUGUUACAACGGUGCUCACCAUGACAACCAUUAACACCCACCUUAGGGAGACCCUCCCAAAGAUCCCGUAUGUGAAAGCCAUCGACGUCUACCUCAUGGGCUGUUUUGUGUUUGUGUUCCUGGCCCUGCUCGAAUAUGCCUUCGUAAACUACGUGUUCUUUGGCCGGGGCCCCCAGCAACAGAAGAAAAUCCACGAGCGGCUGAACAAAACCAACAACGAGCGCCCGCGAUACGAAGAGAAGCGCCUGAGAGAACAGGACUCCAUCGCCACGCCGUUUCAAACCAACACCCUCAGGUCAUAUACACAGAGAAGAAAUCUGUACCUCGAGGAGCAAAGAAAAGUUGGGGUGGACGCGUACGGGAACAUCCUGCUCACCACGCUGGAGAUGAAUAACGAGGUGAUGCCGUCAGAUGUGGGAAGUAGCGUCAGUGACUCCCGGAAUUCAGUGAUGUCAUUCGACAGCUCCGGGGUCCAGUUCAGGAAGCCCAUGGCUCCCCGGGACGGCUUCAGCCACCACUCACUGGACCGCAGCGCCAUGCGCAGCAGGGCCAACUGUCGGCUACGACGGCGCUCCUCCAAGCUCAAGCUGAAAAUCCCCAAUCUGGCAGAUGUCAGCACCAUUGACAAAUGGUCCCGGGUCCUUUUCCCCAUCAUGUUUGGAUUUUUCAACCUAAUCUACUGGUUGUACUAUGUGAAUUGAUGUGCAUCCCACUAGGAAUCAUGGGCCAUAUUUUGAGAGCACAUUAAAUUGGCUUUGAUACAGUUGGAAAAUAUGUAUACACAUAUACAAGUUGAUACAUACAGUAUGUAUAUGCAUAUUUCUAUAUAUUAUAUUUAUAUAUACACGUGUGUGUGUGUAAAUCUGAAGGACUUUUCUCCUGUAUAAAGUAUUAUUAGAAUGACUUGAAUGUUUAAGAAUAAUUUCAAGCCUUUGAGUUUCCUUUUCCUUGUGAAACAAACAAACUAGCAAAGAAACGAACGAACUAACAACCAUCAGAUCCCUUUGGGGGAUUUUGGAACUAAAGACUGCAUGAUAUUUUUGCUAAAAAAGAAAGCGAAAGCUCUUGAGAGAAGAGAUGUCUCAGAGUCUUAUUGGCUUUUUAUUGAUACUCCGUAAUCGGCGUCCUCUACUGCAGCUCAUCAAAUCAGGUGGCUCGUGUGUUCAGGCAUCGGCUGAGUCAAGUCCCUAAUAUCCAGCCCCCCCCAUUUCCCAUGGAUAACAUACACGGAAUUCUCCGGUUCGACUCUGUACAGCAACCUUGUUUGGAUUAUGUGUCGUUCCUUGGCUUUUUUUCGAGUGACGUUCUCUUUAUGGGACAUCAGCUCUGGUACAAUGCUGGUCUGCGUUUGGGGGGCCAUCAGGAUGGGUUGUUAGACCACUGCGUUCCUGCUCAGAGUCAGUGCAAACUUCUCUUCAUUUCUCUACUCAUGUUUGUUUUUAGAGCAGUUCCUUUGGGUAUUUUCAUUAUGGUUAUACAGAUGAUGAUUAUUGUAAUUAUUAUUUUGUCUUGAAAAUACUGUGCUUUUGGGAGUGUGUCACUUAACGAGGUUCUAGUUAGUGCAUUACUAGAAAAAAAGUCACAGGUAUGAAUUGCUCAUUUUGAUUGUUUGAAAAAUAGACAUAUACUGUACAUUUUGUAAUUCAGUAUCCUCAUGGACAUAGUUGGCAAAUAUAAUUGUACUUUUUCUUUACCAUCCUCCUAGUGCUUCACAUGCUCUGUAGAUACAGUAUAUAUUGCCUCAUAUUCAGCUCUGUGUUCUGUAAGGAAGAAACGAUACCUAGAAUGAACGAUUUGAAGUUAUUCCACUAUAAAAAUGCGAGAAACAAUAUUGUGUAUUAAAAAAGGGAUAUCGCCAUUGUUUAUUUGUUUGAGAGUGAAAUCAACAUAUCAGCCCAUAGUUUGACCUGUAGUUGAAUGUAACACUCUAUCACUGUAAAACAGUUUUCACCCCGAGAAUGUUGGGCACUGAUAUUAUAAUUCCUAUGAAACGUGCCUGUCUUAAAAUUCAAAUGGCCGUGUUCUCAAAUGUACUAUUUAGUAGCGGUUGUAGCGGGGAACGGGAUUAGAGGAAGAAAAAGAAUCAACCUAUUACAUCCAUUAGCUCUGAAAACACUGCAGACAUACCCACCCUUCAAAUGGGCUCUGAGGAUCACACCCCAAAGAUCAGAAACAUCAGCAGAAUCGGGAAAAAUUGUUUUUCAGUUUUUAGGGGCAAGACAAGAUGUGUGAUAAAUAUAGCCAUGAACUGAAUUGAGAACCAAAAAGGCCUAGAAUCCCCGUGUUAUUUUGGGGUUUUGCUCUUAAUGUCACUACAUUCCAUCUGCUCAGAUCCACUCACUAAUGAGAUGUCCACUGCAGAGUUGAUGCCAUGCCAUUUUGAUCCACACUGUACCUUUAAAGGACAACCUUGUUUUUCAUUAUUUGGUUCUGCCUAGAGUGAAGAGAAGAGCAAAUGCAUUCAUACAUUUAAACAGGCAUUUCAAUUUAAACUGGCGUUUACAGGCUAUCUCUGUGUUCAAACUAGUAUUGCAUUGAUUCAACAAUGCAAUGAAGCGCAGUGGAUUUGAAUAUUCAUGCUAAGGAAUGUCAAAUGUGGUUGUGAUUGAUACAUGCAGAGCGUUGUUGAAUCUACUGGGUUUGCAUGGUUAUCAAAUGACAUGGGGUGACAGAGGGAGGCAAAGUCGCAGGUCAGAUAGAGGGUAGCCAAACAAAGAGAUGGGGUCCUUUGGACGUACCAGAGGAUAGGAGAGGAGAGAAUGUUGAGAGCAUCACAGUUACUGCCUUGCACUUUGCAGGGACCAAUCUCCUCAGAACUCACUGAUGGGCUCCCCUAAGUUCCAAGAGCUUCUCUCUCCAACGUCUCCUUCCCCUGGCCGGUACCAGACAGGAAGGAAACGGACCUUUAACUGGGAGCCCCGGGCCCCAUGGAGGACUAGCACAGGACAGGAUGCACCACGGGGCAGAGAGAGAGGAGAGACAGAAAGACGGACAGAGAGCGAGAAACAGAGAUACAGAAAAGGAGAAAGAUCAUAGUGUGGAGCAAAGAAGAGAUCUUGGAUCCUGACGCUUUUUGCCCCAGUGAGUUGGAUCCCACUCCAAUGUUCUACCUGUAGUUGACUGUAAACGGAACUGUAUCUGGGAUACUGUAGCAUACUGUUGUCACUGGUUACAAUGUUACGCCACCAAUGACGGCUCGUCUCUGCAACACAUUUGAGAGAAAUGAACCAGAGUUUGCACUAAGUCCAACCUGCAAUGCCAGGUUAUACUACAGCAGAAAAUGAAGCAGUACAGUGUAGCUAUUGAGACUAAAGGUUGAAAAAAAGAGUUUCUGUUUAGUCUAAAACGUAAUCAGUGGAUGAUGCUAAUCCGUAGGGGGAAGAAAUACUGUAUGACGUCACUUGAUGUUACUCAGGAACCUGGUAUCAGAUUUUAAGGACCUUCCGCUUCUGCUCCCUAUUGAUCUAUGUCAAACUAGCCUACACAAUACUUCAUAAACAUGGCAUAACUCUUGUUUUAACCAUGCAUCUCCUUUUGGCAAACGACCCCUGUGGUGUCACAUAUAAGGACUUAGGCUUGCUAGUGUCAUCAGGAUUUCUAUGAACGGUUUUGGUAUAGAUUGUGUCAUGGUUAAGAUGGCCUUACAUGGGCUUUAGCUUUCAGAGUUCAUAAGUAACUAUGUGCCAUGUUGUAUUUACUGUAAGCUAUCACUCACUCAGUCACUGAGACACCAACCAGCUGAUCAUGUUGUCAGAGUAGCACUAGAUGUCCAACCAGCUGAUCAUGUUGUCAGAGUAGCACUAGAUGUCCAACCAGUUGAUCAUGUUGUCAGAGUAGCACUAGAUGUCCAACCAGCUGAUCAUAUUGUCAGAGUAGCACUAGAUGUCCAACCAGCUGAUCAUGUUGUCAGAGUAGCACUAGAUGUCCAACCAGCUGAUCAUGUUGUCAGAGUAGCACUAGAUGUCCAACCAGUUGAUCAUGUUGUCAGAGUAGCACUAGAUGUCCAACCAGCUGAUCAUGUUGUCAGAGUAGCACUAGAUGUCCAACCAGCUGAUCAUGUGGUCAGAGUAGCACUAGAUGUCCAACCAGCUGAUCACAUUGUCAGAGUAGCACUAGAUGUCCAACCAGCUGAUCAUGUGGUCAGAGUAGCACUAGAUGUCCAACCAGUUGAUCAUGUUGUCAGAAUAGCACUAGAUGUCCAACCAGCUGAUCAUAUUGUCAGAGUAGCACUAGAUGUCCAACCAGCUGAUCAUAUUGUCAGAGUAGCACUAGAUGUCCAACCAGCUGAUCAUGUUGUCAGAGUAGCACUAGAUGUCCAACCAGCUGAUCACAUUGUCAGAGUAGCACUAGAUGUCCAACCAGCUGAUCAUGUGGUCAGAGUAGCACUAGAUGUCCAACCAGUUGAUCAUGUUGUCAGAGUAGCACUAGAUGUCCAACCAGCUGAUCAUAUUGUCAGAGUAGCACUAGAUGUCCAAUUUUCAUCUGUUAGUGAUCCAACAUACACUACACAUGUUCCCUACCUAUGGUGUGUUAGGUUUGGGCUGGAUGGAUAAAGCCCACUGGAUAUUAAACGUCAUGCUAGGUAACCUCCCCACCUUCAAAUUGCCAGGACUUGAGCAAAAUGAGAUAUGACUAAAUAGCAAAUCACCCUGGCUUACAUAGCUUCGAGACGGUGGUCACAAAACAUUUUGUGAAAAUGUUCAAUGGCAAUACAAUAAAUUAAAUGAUUUAAAAUGCUAAACAAGUCUUACAAAGGCAUACUAUACAACGCUUUGAGAAACAAGGAGAAAAUACAUAAAGCCAUCCAACUCUAACAAACAACUUAGGGCCAGAUGUACUAGCUAAGCAGUUGCACUUUGCAUUUAAACUGCGUAGUGAAAAUAUCAAGUAAAGGUAAGAGAUGGAUUACAACUUUUGGCCUUUUGUUUGGAAAUAAUCCAUUUGAUCUGAAUUUCACUAAGCACUAAAUAGCUUAUACGUGUUUUUUUUAGUUUUUCACACAAUGACAGUUAAUUUCAUAGUAUAACAUACAGUGGAAAAGGAUUUCAUUUUUACCAGAAAUAACUUAUGAUUGGUCUGUAUGGAAACCCUUGCAUGCUUGCAGUAAAUAUACUCAUUACAUUGAACUCACACCUACUCUACGUGCAAAUGUAAACCACUUUCAUGUCUCAAAAGCUGUGAGGAAAUACCAGCUACAUGUUUUUCAUGUUAUGAUUUAUUUUGGUUAUGCCACAUAUGUUUUGUUGAUACAUUCAUUUAGUGGAGGUAAAAAUUAGUGGAGGUAAAAAAAAAAACAGCUGUUGAACUGAUUUCAAUGUGAAUUUUCUUGCCUCUUGUGUAUAUGUGUAAUUAUAUGUGAAUUGUACUGUAAAUAUGAUAUCUUUCACUGAAUAUUUCUUAAUGCAUGAACAAAACAGGGCAGUACGUAAUAGCAGCUAGCUUCACUGCUAAUGGCAUGGACAGCUUCUAUGGCAUUGGCAUACUUCUGCAAAGAAAACCUAAAAAAAAAUGUUAAGAAGAGAAGAUUAAGGUUUUGUUUUGCAUGACCUAAGUUUGGAAAGGUUUAUUUUCGUAUUUUUCUAUUUCACACUGUUCAUCAGCUCCAUUCUCACAGCCAGGAAAGGAAGGACCCAGUGUUUACAUGCUCUAGUUGCACUUGUUUUACAGCCAGCUCGACAAAACACUGUAAAACAAACUGUACAUUCAAUAAAACUGGAGAAAAACUGAAAAAUAGGAUGUACAUUAUAUGAUUCAUGGUCAACAUGAUUAAUAUGUACCUCUCAAUCAUAUUCACUUACUGUGUACCCGAAGCACAUACAAUUUGGAAUCAAUGCACCAAGUACAUACUGUAGUUUUAUCAGGUUUAGCUUUAGCACUAACAUCAAUCGCCCUUCAACUACAAAGGAUGUAAAGGAUGCUUACCAGUAGCAUCUGAACUUAAGCCAUGAGAUUGCAUGCUGAGUGGGUAUUCCCAGCCGUUUCUCUUAAAUGAGUUGCCUCUGGACUGGGGGGUUCUGGUGUGUUACUGAUUAUGAUGAUACUUGCAGGAGGCUGUGCUGAGUCCCAAUUAUACAUCAGUAUAGCUCCCUCUCAAUAAGUUUUUACCAGGGAAAACACUACUUGUAAAACAAAUAGCUAUGGGGAAAAUUCUGUAAAAAAUUUAAAAAAUUAAUAAAUUGAAAGGCCACCUGCCCAUAUCUAUUUUAAAGAUUUCAAUCAGUAUUUUAUAUUUAUUUUUAUUUCGAUUUUUUUUCUUCGUAAUUGGCUGUAUUUGUUGCGUUUUGUUAAGGAUUGUUAUUAUUACUGUUGUUUUCUCAUAAAAAGGACAUGUACUUACAACCUACCCUGGAAGUAAAAUGUAUUAAUUUUUUGCACUGUAAUUGUUGAGUUUACAUUGGGCGCUUUAUUUGAUUCAGUUAUCUAAUGAGGUGUUUUAUUUCAUUUGGGGGAUGAGUUGUACUCAUGGAAUCAACAUUUGUAUAGUAUGAAGUUGUAUUAACUUUUUUUUGUCAGUGCCAAUUAAUGUUAUAGUGUCAAUCAGCUUUUUUAGGUGUUUGAGCAAAAUGUGUUUUUUACAAAUACAAGGUGUUAAAGUAUGUGGUAUAAAAGGGUUAUCAUUCAAACAACGGACUUUUUACUAAUAAAGGCUUAUACAGUAAAGAAUGACAAUGUCUUUUUGUUUGCCCUUUGAGGACUAAUAUCUAUUGUUUAAUUAACAUUUUUCCUGAGUUCAUUUUAAUGUGUUAGUCCCCAAAAGGUAAAUAACAUACUCUGUUGCAAAAAAAAUCUAUUGAAAAACGAAAUAAGUUCUUUACCAUUGCAAUUCCAAGCUGUCGUGGGAGGUUUCACCUAUUUGUUGGUGUGUUGCUUUCUCAUAAGGGCUGUUGGGCUAUCAGCCAUGAGUACAAAAGAGAGAAAAGACAAGAGAGUGUCUUCUUGUUACAGAUUUUAAUUUGAUUACAACCAUGACGCAUUAAUGAGAGUAUACCUCCUUUCAUGCCCUAUUUCCUGAAUAAAGACACAAAGUGAUUCCUGCUGAGAA